Manihot esculenta (cassava) is the source of this 667-nucleotide messenger RNA. RefSeq names its product mitochondrial import inner membrane translocase subunit TIM8. The record is from RefSeq and is a predicted model, not a curated record. Lineage: Eukaryota; Viridiplantae; Streptophyta; Magnoliopsida; Malpighiales; Euphorbiaceae. The transcript has 2 exons. The coding region runs from base 146 to 382 and encodes 78 amino acids.
UCUGUCAACUUUGACCGCUGCCUGCCUCGUAUGUUGGUCAUCGUUUUGCCCAGGGGCUGCUUUUCAGUUAGGGUUUUGCGGUGUAGCCGAAGAGACGAGGGUUUUAGGGAGCCAACAAAUAACAAAAAAGAAAUAUACCAUAAUUAUGGAUACUUCGGCUCUCAAUUCGGCUGAAAUGCAGCAAUUCCUCAACCAAGAAAAGGAAAAGGCCAUGGUCAAUGAGAUGGUUGCAAAGCUUACUAGUGUGUGCUGGGAUAAAUGCAUCACCAGUACACCUGGGAGCAAGUUUAGCUCAAGUGAAUCAGCUUGCCUUUCCCAUUGUGCCCAGCGGUAUAUGGAUAUGAGCCUUAUCAUAAUGAAACGCUUUCAGUCCAUGCAUUGAGAAGUUGCACAUUAUUGGCCUCAUGUCAGUUACAAGAUGCUACUGCUUGUUAGCCCCUCUAUAUGCAGUCAACUGUUUCAAUAACAGGAUGUUGCUUAUUUUUUUUGAAACUAAAUCCCUUCUUAUUUGAUGCCGCCUGAUUUGUAUCAUUUUGGCAUCCAGUUGUCUUUUUUCCUCCUUUAAAAGAUAUGAGACAUGAAUAGUUACAAAUUCUGGCAUUUCUGAUUGGUUGUAGCUGUGACGAAGCAUAUACAUUUAAUAACACUAGUAUGCCAAUUGUUUACA